UGUGUGUGUGUGUGUGUGUGUGUGUGUGUGAGAGAGAGAAAGAGAGAGAAAGAGAGAGAGAGAGACGCAGCAGCACUACUAGUUCCCACCUGCAGGUCUUACACGUUGCUGUCCAGGGGUCUGGAGGAGGGGGGAGAGACUCGUCCAUACUCCCCUCCAACAUUAUCGAUACUCUCCUCUCUCUCGUGCCUCUCUGUUGCUCCUCCCUGCGCUGAUUAAAUGCCGGCUCCGCGCGUCUGCCUGUCGCAGUUGGAGGCAGCCGUGUCAGAGGAGCCGUAGGGUCGGACUUGUACCUUCCUGACAGCGACCAAACAUCUAGAGUUUAUUUGUAUGCCUCUCUUUCCAUCCAAGAAGGCUCAGCGAUGAAGACCAUUCUUGCUGCAUACUCUGGCGUCCUCAAAGGCACCGGCUGCAGCAUCCUCUCUGCACUGCAGGACCUGUCCCUGGCUUUCUGGCCCUGCAGAUCCAAGAUGGAAAAACAUCUGCAGGUCAUCUCGGUGCUGCAGUGGGUCAUCAGCUUCAUGGCCUUGGGUGCUGCCUGCACUGUGCUACUGAUCUACAUGUUCUGCACUGACUGCUGGUUUAUUUCAGCCAUUUACACCGCCUGGCUCAUCGUUGACUGGAACACCCCGAAACAAGGUGGCAGGAGGUCCUCGUGGGUGAGAAACUGGACAGUGUGGACAUAUUUCCGAGACUACUUCCCAGUCAGGCUCAUUAAAACCCACAACCUGCUGCCCAGCCGAAACUACAUCUUUGGAUACCACCCGCAUGGCAUCUUCUGUUUCGGUGCUUUCUGCAACUUUGGGACCGAGGCUACUGGCUUCACCAAGAAAUUCCCAGGCAUCCAGCCCUCCUUGGCAACCCUGGCGGGAAACUUCCGCCUGCCCGUCCUUCGAGACUACCUGAUGUCUGGAGGUAUCUGUCCUGUGAACAAGAACUCCAUCGACUACCUGCUGUCGCGCAACGGAACAGGAAAUGCUGUGGUCAUCGUUGUCGGAGGAGCGUCGGAGUCUCUGCAGUGCGCCCCGGGCAUGAACAUCGUCACCCUGAAGAACCGUAAAGGCUUUGUGAGGCUGGCCCUGCAGAAGGGGUCUGACCUGGUUCCAGUGUAUUCCUUUGGAGAGAACAAUGCCUACAAGCAGGUGAUCUUCGAGGAGGGGACCUACUGGCGCUACCUUCAAAGGAGGCUGCAGAAGAUCUUAGGCUUUGCCCCGUGCCUUUUCCAUGGAUGUGGCCUAUUCUUCGGCAACUCCUGGGGCCUUGUACCUUAUGGCAAUCCCAUCACCACCAUCGUUGGAGAGCCAAUCACAGUGCCAAAGAUUGAGGAUCCAAGUGAUGAGAUGGUGAACCUAUACCACGCAAUGUACAUCAGGUCCCUGCAGUGUCUUUUUGACAAGUACAAGACCCGCUUCGGCCUGAAGGAGAGUGACGCCCUCUACAUCCAGUGAAAGGACCAGGGGGCCCUGUUGAAGCUCUGAACUUUUAAUAGCAUCUUCAGACCCCUCCGCACCCUUCCUCACCCCGGCACACGUCCUAUCUUGAUGCCUGAUUUUGGAUUAUCUCUGGACUGCAAACCUUUGCUCUCUGCAGCAUUACACACAAACACACUUAUUGACAUAGCUCUUCUCAGGAAAAACAGUCACCUCUCCCUGCUGCUGCAUUCCCAAAUCAAUAAUUGUGCCAUGUGGUUUCCAUGCCUCAUUGAAGGCAUCGGGUUUGGGCUGUGUUUAUCUGUGCAGAGGGGGGAAGGUUCCACGAGGUGGAGCUGAAAGGUAACAUGCAAAACUUAAGAGAAGUGCCAACGCUUUUGUCUUUCACUCAUGCAGCCAUGUAAUUCCCCUCAAGCUCUUUAAAUCCAAUUAUAUGUGUAAUGCACAAACAAUGCAAAUGGAAGAUGCCACUUUAUUAUUGGGAUGAUAAGCCCAAAGUUCAAUUGAGCCAAAGACCUAGGUUAUCCCCACACAGGUUUGUAUUUCUACUGUAUAAAAGCCAAAAGUGAAGGAAUUCUACAGGAAACAUACAUAUAUAUAUAUAUAUAUAUAUAUUCAAUGAAAUAUAUAUAUAUAUAUAUAUAUAUAUAUAUAUAUAUAUAUAUACAUGAAUGCAUACGCAUGUACAUGUGUGCAUGUGAUUGUAUAACGCCAUAAAGUAUUAAUUGUAUUCUGUAGAGAGGAACAAGCCUAGUUUAGAACCCUCCCUGAGUGGAUUUUUUGAUGCACUUUUCGUAUUGCUGAUUACCUUCUGAGGUUUUUGUGCCUUUUUGAUGUCAGAGAUGUUCCAAGACGGUCCUAGUGCUGCUUGGCUUGAUUUCCCUUCCUGGUCCUAUUGGUGUUCAGGUCUGGAUGGGUGUAUUUUGUUUAAGCAACAAAAAAAUACACUAAUGUCUUGUAACUUCAGUAAAAUUAAUGUAUUAAGCUGUAGUUGAAGAAGAUCUUGAGAUCUUUGUGGGUGAAAAUCCUGAAUGUUCGCGAUUCCGGUAUACACGGGAUGUGUUUGUAACUGUGCCAUGGGUGAUAAUUGAAAAAGGAAGGGAUUAUACUGGUUGUACUACUGGUACUAUGUUAUAUUUUGAGAGUGCCACAAGUACUUUUAUGAAAUAAGAGUAUGUAUGGAACACAUCCAGGGGAUUAUCGGAGUGAGUAAGCGUGUGUGAUGAUGACGGCCAUGAAGUUAAUUAUCAGAUUGUCAUUUGAAGAGCCAUUUCUUCUGGUUUCACCACGGUGCCUUCUUAAAGACAGUAUUGUAAUCCUUGUUGAAGACAUUUGCAAGAAAUAGAGAGAAAUGUAUCAAUAUAAUGAAUGCCAUUGUCCGUCUGCCAAUAUUUAAAUUAAACUUUUGUAUGUUUUCAGAAGGA
This is a messenger RNA of Pseudoliparis swirei, 2854 nucleotides long. It is a transcript of the gene dgat2, whose product is annotated as diacylglycerol O-acyltransferase 2. Gene Ontology annotation, biological process: triglyceride biosynthetic process. The coding region runs from base 363 to 1448 and encodes 361 amino acids. Gene Ontology annotation, cellular component: endoplasmic reticulum membrane. Lineage: Eukaryota; Metazoa; Chordata; Actinopteri; Perciformes; Liparidae. The transcript is spliced from 8 exons. The record is from RefSeq and is a predicted model, not a curated record. Gene Ontology annotation, molecular function: diacylglycerol O-acyltransferase activity.